Messenger RNA from Arabidopsis lyrata subsp. lyrata, 1032 nucleotides. RefSeq names its product ATP synthase subunit d, mitochondrial. Gene Ontology annotation, biological process: proton motive force-driven ATP synthesis. Gene Ontology annotation, molecular function: proton transmembrane transporter activity. Bases 252 to 758 code for a protein of 168 amino acids. The record is from RefSeq and is a predicted model, not a curated record. Lineage: Eukaryota; Viridiplantae; Streptophyta; Magnoliopsida; Brassicales; Brassicaceae. The transcript has 5 exons.
UUUGUUGCUAAAACCUAAAAGUAAUCUAAAACAUAAAACCAGUAUGAAACUUAAUAGGGGUGUUUAUAGAUCAAAUAAAUAAUAAAGGGGUUAAAGUGGGAAUAAAGAGAAAUAAAAGGGCCUGUAAGCCUUAUAGGGAUUCUAGGGCUUUCUUUCAUUGGUCGGAUCAGACGACGUUUUUACUUCUUCUUCUUCUUCGCAUUCGUCAGUGUGUAUUUUGGGGUAAAAUUUGUGAGCGAAGAUCGAGAAAAAUGAGCGGAGCCGGUAAGAAAAUCGCGGAUGUGGCUUUCAAAGCUUCAAGGACUAUCGAUUGGGAUGGUAUGGCUAAGGUCCUCGUUACCGAUGAGGCUCGUAGAGAGUUCUCUAACCUUCGUCGUGCUUUCGAUGAGGUUAACACGCAGCUCCAGACCAAAUUUAGUCAGGAACCUGAACCCAUAGAUUGGGAUUACUACAGGAAGGGUAUUGGUGCUGGCAUUGUUGACAAGUACAAGGAAGCUUAUGACAGCAUUGAGAUUCCAAAGUACGUUGACAAAGUUACUCCUGAAUACAAGCCAAAGUUUGAUGCUUUGUUGGUGGAACUGAAAGAAGCUGAAGCGAAAUCGCUUCAGGAGUCUGAACGGUUGGAGAAAGAAAUUGCUGACGUCCAAGAGAUUAGCAAAAAGCUCAGCACCAUGACUGCAGAUGAGUACUUUGAGAAGCACCCAGAACUCAAAAAGAAGUUUGAUGACGAAAUCCGUAAUGACAACUGGGGAUACUGAUCAUGUUUCUCCAUCUCCGGCCUGGAACAAAAACUCUCUUUCUCUUUCUCUUUCUCUGUUCCCUUACUGUGAUUUUGUGAGCCAAUCAUAACAAUAAUAAGUACACCAUUCACUUAACCAGUGUUGAGAUCUUCAUUCCAAGGAAGAUAAACCCAUUUGGUUAUAGUUAUCAAUUUCAUAAAUUGUUUCGUUUCGUUCUUCAGUGAAUAAUGAGAGUGAAAAGAUCUCAUCAAUUUUAUCGUUGUCAAGGAAUGAAGAAGGCUCUGACUCGUCA